This is a messenger RNA of Thrips palmi, 1447 nucleotides long. RefSeq names its product adenylate cyclase, terminal-differentiation specific-like. The record is from RefSeq and is a predicted model, not a curated record. Lineage: Eukaryota; Metazoa; Arthropoda; Insecta; Thysanoptera; Thripidae. The transcript has 2 exons. Bases 104 to 1396 code for a protein of 430 amino acids.
CGCCAAAACCGGCAGACGCGCAAUCAACACGUUUGUGGAUAUCAGCCCUCGGCGAGGUAUAAAAGCCGAAGCGUCCGGCGACUCCACGCACUUCCCCUUCGACAUGAGGGCUUUCAUCGUGUUCGCGGCCCUCGCGGCCAUCGGCGUCGUCUCGGCACACUGUGGCCGCCCCGACCACCAGCCCCAGCUGGCGUCCAUGCCCGCCGUGUACGCGGAGGCCGUGGCCGCGGCAGUGGCCCAGCAGGAGGCGUCGGCAUUCGCGGUGGCCAAGGCCUCGACCCAGUCCCAGGUCGUCGUGGGGGUGCCAAGCGGCCACCAACAGCCCGACCGCAGGCCCCAGUUCGUCUACGCCGCUCAGCACCAACAGCAGCAGCAGCAGGUGCAGAAGCAGCAUGAGCAGCGCACCGUCGUGCACACCACCUCUCGCCACGAGCAGCAGCAGCAGCACCAGCAGCAGCGGUACCACCACCAGCAACAGCACCAGCAGCAGCAGUACCACCAGCAGCAGCACCAGCAACAGCAGCAGCAGCAGUACCAGCAGCAGCAACAGCAGCAGCGCCAGCAGCAGCAACAGCAGCCACGCACGCAGGAGCAGCCGAUUGACCAAGCCAACGACUUCCCCAUCCCUGCGUUCAGCGCGGCGUCCUUCAGCCAGCAGCAGCAGCAGCAGCAGCAGCAGCAACAGCGCGCGCCCCAGCAGCAGCAGCAGCAGCAGACCUUCACGAACUUCCAGCCCUCCGAGUCUGAAGGCUCCUUCAACCCCAGUGAGUCCCUCAGGUGCCUGCCUCUCCUCCGGUCUUCCCCGUCUGCCCAACCCUCCUCAGCACCUGAGAGGGAACAGCCCCGCGGCUACGGUCAGGUGCAGCAGUACCGCCAGCCCCAGCGCCAGGAGCAGCAGUCCUACGUCAACCAGCGCCAGGAGCAGCAGUCCUACGUCAACCAGCGCCAGGAGCAGCAGUCCUACUUCAACCAGCCCCAGCGCCAGGAGCAGCAGUCCUGCGCCGGUCAACAGCAGAAGCAGCAGUCCUACGCCCACCAGCCCCAGCGUCAGGAGCAGCAGUCCCGCAACCGUCAACAGCAGCAGUCCUACGUCAACCAGCCCCAGCGCCAGGAGCAGCAGUCCUACGUCCGCCAGCCCCAGCGUCAGGUGCAGCAGGCGCAGCAGUCCUAUUCUGCUCACCCAUCUGCCGCCCCCGCCGUGCAGGGCUGUUUCAACCCCCGCCCUGUCGAGCCCUGCCAGGACGACAGCCACGAGGACGACGACCAGGAGGUCCCGAUCGUGUACGCGCAGGCCCCUCAGCCCGCCGGCAAGCCCGCCAAGGGCUUCUACUACAACGCGCCACCCGCGGAGUGCGACUCCUGCCACAAGCCCGUGGACUCGUGCGGAUGUCUGUGAGGGAGAAUUGUGUGAGCGAAGACGGAAAUUAAUAAAAGGAACUUUCACGUA